Molecule: messenger RNA, 1011 nt
Organism: Leishmania major strain Friedlin
Lineage: Eukaryota; Euglenozoa; Kinetoplastea; Trypanosomatida; Trypanosomatidae
Exons: 1
Coding region: 1-1011 (336 amino acids)
Source: RefSeq, a predicted model, not a curated record
AUGGAGGGGGAUAUCAGCUCAUCGGCAUUCGUAUGCGGUUUCACUGCUCACCGUGCUCAUCCGCUCUCUCCAAUUUCUGACAUUCGUGACUUGUGUGUCCCACGCACCUCUACUCCCUCUGCGUCGAGUCACGCUCUCGCCCAGGCGCUGUCGUUCCCACGACGCCCACUCCCGCAUCGACUUCUUGCCAGCUGCCUCCUCAUCACCACCACCAAUCGUUUUCAAGCGCACUGCUCACGCUCGGCUGCGACCCAGCCCCCCCCCCCGUUACCGUGUGGAACAACAACAGAAAGAGAAUACGGCUGGGACGGUUUAGCUGUGUUUCUUAGCGCCGACAGUCGCGUCUUUCGUUCUCCCUUUAGCACGAUUGUAUCUCGUUUUUCCCCUUUCGUCGCCGCGAUGAGUGAUCGUGACGUACCGGCCUCGAUGACGAGGACCUGCGCGCCACCUAAGGCUCACUUCCUCUUCUGCUCCACCGACGCACGUAAUGCGGCUCCUGCUAGCAACGGUGAUGUGGCGAAGCUGCCCGCGCCAAAGAAGCCCAUUUCGGCUCCGCUCACGCCUUUUCAAUCCCCGGUGGACACGCACCGUGAUCGUCAUUCUAGCCGCCACGCGUCACCGCCGCGUCAGCUGGGACGCCCGCUUCCGCCGACGCAGCCGAGCUUCAGCGAUGUUGCAAAGCGUAUGGGCUCCUUCAACGACAUGUGCGAGGCGAACUCGUUGUUGAGCUCCCACGUGCGCUUAGGCGAGAUGUCCACUCUGGGCAUCUCUGCAAGCACAUCCACCAUCCCCGCUGGCUCCAGUGGCAGCACCACCUCACUCCACUGGCUUCGCAUCGCAGAGGAUCGCGUCAUGCCACAUCCGAGCAGCACCAAGCCAGCGCCGGCGGCUCUGCAGCGAAAUGCGGAGUACGUGCUCGAGCGGUGGGUGGAGCAGAAGGUGCAUCGCACCGCCGCCAUGGAUGACGCCAUGAUGAAGGUGGCUGCCGCUUUUGAUGAGCUAUACGCCUAA